Emericellopsis atlantica is the source of this 1117-nucleotide messenger RNA. RefSeq names its product HCNGP-like protein-domain-containing protein. Gene Ontology annotation, biological process: regulation of DNA-templated transcription. The record is from RefSeq and is a predicted model, not a curated record. Gene Ontology annotation, cellular component: nucleus. Lineage: Eukaryota; Fungi; Ascomycota; Sordariomycetes; Hypocreales; Bionectriaceae. Bases 1 to 729 code for a protein of 242 amino acids. The transcript has 2 exons.
AUGUCUGGACUGGUUGCAUAUGCGAGCAGCGAUGACGAAGAUGGAACCCCAGUGAUACAGGUGACAAAGACACUCCUCGCGAUGGCAAAAUCAUCACGCAAAGUUGAAGAAAAACCACUAGCUGGUCCUGCACCUGGACCCUCAGCCGCUCCAGGCCCAUCUCUCCCCCCAGCAGACGACCCAUCACCUCCGGAACCGACCAUUGACAUGUCACAAGCGCCUGGCUCACCAUAUACCACCAGUCGCACAAUCAUCCAUGACCUCACCCUCCCAUCCAUACCCAAUGUCGACAUCCAAGCGUCGCCACCAGGCUCACCGCCCCCUGGCGCGAACAAAAAAUUUGAGCAGUUCAUCCUGUUGAAGAAGCAGGGUGUGCACUUCAACGCGAAGCUGGAGAACUCUGAGGCGUUGAGGAACCCAAGCUUGAUGGACAAGCUGCUGGGCUUCGUCGGGGUGGAGGGAAAGGAGCAGUACGAGACGACGUUGCGUGAUGGGUGGUGGGACCCCAAGGCAUUUCCCCGGGAAGCCUACAGGCGCACGCUCCGGAAGAACCAAGAGAAGAUCACGAGGGAGCGCGAGGCAGACAAAGCGGCAGGGAAUAGGACGAGCGUCGAUUUUGUGCCCUCGACAACCACGGGGGGCAAUACCUCGACAACCACGGAGGGCCAUACCUCCAACGUGGGCGGGAUCACGACAAAGGGCGCAGGUCGGAAACGUGGGUGGGAUUGAUGUGCAUACCCAGGUAAGAAGAAUGAAAGUUUGUUCGAGGUGAAGAUCAUUAAGAGUAUAUUCCAGCAGUCCAUCAACAGAUUUGUACAUGCCGCAAGCUUGACGAGGUAUCAUGGUCCCCAACGAGAAGUGAGGGAGGAAAAUUCAAACACCCACAACACCCAGUUCCCCCCGUCCAUCCGUCCGUCCGUCCGUCCGUCUCUCAUCAGGCCCCCUAAUCCGCGCAGCCAAUCUUGGCGCCGAGGCUCUUCUCGAUAAUGGCACCAAUGUUGAUGUCGACAGUCUGGUUGGCCACAGCGAGACCCUUGGCAAAGUACUCAAUGUCUUUUCCGUCGCGCGUGACGUUCUCGGCGAGCAGCUUGAAGGGGAUGAUGCCGUCCUUGCAGUA